This is a messenger RNA of Patiria miniata (bat star), 1905 nucleotides long. RefSeq names its product frataxin, mitochondrial-like. The transcript has 5 exons. Gene Ontology annotation, biological process: iron incorporation into metallo-sulfur cluster; intracellular iron ion homeostasis. Bases 138 to 830 code for a protein of 230 amino acids. Gene Ontology annotation, molecular function: ferric iron binding; ferrous iron binding; iron chaperone activity. The record is from RefSeq and is a predicted model, not a curated record. NCBI's taxonomy places the organism in Eukaryota, Metazoa, Echinodermata, Asteroidea, Valvatida, Asterinidae. Gene Ontology annotation, cellular component: mitochondrion.
GAAAAUCCAAUAUGGCGCUGUCCAUGGCCAUGUAUAGUACUCAGCACUCGUAAUACAUCGCGAUACAGAUAAUAUUUGAAAACGUACCGAUAGUUAAUUUGAAGAUCCGUAGAUGCUGUUAUGUAAACGAAGCAAUCAUGAAUGCACCUUUAUUGAGAACAUUGAUUUUGCGAUUGGCGAAAAUAAGCAGUAGACCUAACGUUAGAAUCCGACCGACUUCCUCGGCAUGUUCGGCCAUGUCGGCGGCAUGUCCAACAUGUGUGACAUAUUAUAAGAAUCCACAACAAGCACGUUCAAGUUGCUUAUACCUUACUUCUCAGACAAGUGGUACCAGCAUUACCAGCCACUCAUUCUUUUCCAAAAAGAAAAGACCGCACUGCUUUGAGAUAGGAUCUGUAGGUCUUCACAGCAAAAACCUCCUUGGGCCAGAGUGUUGCCGCCAUUUCACAAACACCGUAAAUGGGUCGCUAGACUCCUUGACCUUUGAGACCAUGGUGGAGGACAUGUUGGAGAGUCUGUUGGACUUCUUUGAGCAGCUUGGAGAUGAAGAGAAUGUGCACACUGACUUUGAUGUCACAUAUUCGUCGGGUGUUUUGACCGUGCACUUUGGGCCUAACCACGGCACCUAUGUCAUCAACAAGCAGACACCCAACAAGCAAAUAUGGCUGUCCUCUCCAACAAGUGGUCCCAAGAGGUAUGACUUGAUGGGCAAUGACUGGGUGUACUCCCAUGAUGGUGUGCCAAUGCUCCGCCUACUAUCUGAAGAAAUCUCCACAAUACUUGGUAAAAGCGUCAACUUAUACAAAGUGAUCAAGCUGAAAGAGACGUGACACGGCCUUUUAUUGUAAUUUAUUAAAUAACAUUUGGAGGAAUGUAUACACAACAUUCUUACAUGUAUAUGUGAUUUGUUUUUAAUACCAUAUUUCAAGUUGUUCAAAUACAGUCCAUUUCUGUUACAAUAUGUAGGUAUACAGCCAUGAAUUUAGGAAAAAAACCAAGGAAAUUCCAAACCACACAAGACUUUGUACAGUGUUUUUCAGUUUGUAGCGACAUUCAUGAGAAGUAAAAAAAACGAGGAAAUCAGCAGGUCUGAGGAAAAGUUGCAUGCCUGUGUAUGAGAUAUGAGUUGUGAACCCGGACUUUUCUAGUUUACCCAACACUCAUGAUCCCUUGUUAUAUUGUAGUCAAGUCAGCGUGGUGGUGAAACUAUUAUAAGCAUGGUAGAAAAGUGUAGCACAAAUUGGACUCUGUGAAGGUACAAUGUACUGUAGAUGGCCCUUGUAGUCUACCGACAACAGACCAAUGAGGGACAUAUACAAUACAUUGUACACAUACGUUUAACCCUAACGUACAUGUACCUAAACCCAUCAAAAUCCACACCCCUGUUUUGGAGGAUUUCGGCGGAAUCAGGAUACCUCUAUAUUGAAAAAGUUGGGGGAUUUUGAUGGAUUUAGGAUUCAGGAUACCUCCAUAUUGAGCAGUUGGGGGACUUAGAUGGAUUGAUGGACUCCCGGCUAACUGUUGGAUUCUGAUGGACUCACUGGCUACCAACAUUUUUGCAUGGCAUUGGCGGAUUCAUGGUACUUUUUAGUAAGAAUACUUAAGGGGUUAGGGUUAAUGUGUGCACGACACAAAAGGGCAUAUACAUGUGGAUUAUUGUACAUUUCAAUAUUCACAAAUCUCAGUCACAAAGUCAGUCAUAAAUAGUCUACAUAUCUACUAACAUAGUUCCGAGUCCAUACAUAGGUGUUUCUUCAAAGGCAAAGGGAAUAUUGAUUUUGAUUGUAAGGAAGUUUCUUUUUCAAAGGAAUGUGAGCAUGGUUUCUUUUUGUCUAAACUCAAGUGUUCCAAGCCAGUGUAACAAGUUGUUCAUUCAAUAAAAGGAAGUAGACUGGAACAAUUUUA